UCAGAGUGCUUCGUGGACGAGAAAAUACCCGAUACGGCUUCUGUAAACUGUCAAAAAAUUUAUUUUAAUUGGAAGUCUGGACCCCAAAUUUACAACUAUAUGGUAACCAUUUCCGGAUUUCGAUCUUUUAUUGACCUAUAUUGAUUUUCAAGUCGUUUCUUUAGGAUUAUUUAGUGAAUUAUUUCGACAUCUUGUCAGUUGUUUGUGACGUUUGUCUCGAGUGAUUGACCGAUUUAAUCCCAUACGAAACACUGUUUUACAUUUGGAAAAUCGAUGUUUUGGUACCAUCUGUAUUCGAGUGACAUUACUUCAGAAAUCACUGACUGUGGAAUUCCUGAAUCAUUAAAACAAUAUAAACUAGAUUGACGCUUCAAUGAUAGCGAGACGGCGUCAAACUGGUCAACACGCCACAUCUGAUGUCAAUUAUCAGGUAAACGGACAGAACAGAAACCGAACCAUCCAAGAUAGUCCAUCUCCAAAAUCUAGUCGUAAAACCCACAGGGAUAUAGAUACUGAAAUGACGUGUCGAGACCGUUCGAAUGAGUUUCUGUCAGCUGUCAAGAUACUUCAAUCGAGACAGGGAAAUGGUGUUGCUCCAAUUCGGCAAAGAAAAGACUUACGUGCAAAAAGUGAAUUCAAUGUGAUUGCAAAGAGAAUCGGCAAAGAUUUAGCUAAUACUUUUGCUAAAUUAGAAAAACUAACCCUUUUAGCAAAAAGAAAAUCACUUUUUGAUGACAAACCUGUGGAAAUACAGGAGCUAACGUACAUUAUAAAACAAGAUAUCAAUGGACUGAAUAAACAAAUUGCUCAACUUCAGGAACUGUCACGGGCUCAGAGAGCACAAAAUGGCAAACAUGUCCAAACACAUUCCAAUUCUGUGGUGGUGGCACUACAGUCAAAAUUGGCAAGCAUGUCAAAUGAAUUUAAACAAGUUUUAGAGGUUCGAACGGAGAACUUAAAACACCAGAAAGAAAGAAGGGAACAAUUUUCUCAAGCUGGGGCUUCCACGAGCAUGCCACCAACAACUAUGGCUGGUCAGACGAAAUCUGUCUUGUUUGAGGAAGAAAACCGGCAAAAUGGAGAUUAUGCUAUUAAUAUGGAUGGUAUGGAUAAAACACAGUAUCAGAAUCAAUUGACAUUGGUGGAUGAACAGGACUCUUAUAUACAGAGUCGUGCGGACACAAUGCAGAAUAUAGAAUCCACAAUUGUAGAGUUGGGAUCCAUUUUUACGCAGCUGGCUCACAUGGUACAAGAACAAGAAGAGAUGGUUGGACGAAUUGAUUCAAAUGUUGAGGACACACAGUUAAAUAUUGAAGCUGCACACAGUGAAAUAUUAAAAUACUUUCAAUCUGUUACAUCAAAUCGCUGGUUAAUGAUAAAAAUAUUUGGUGUUUUAAUUGUAUUCUUUAUAAUAUUUGUAGUUUUCAUGGCCUAAAUUAAAAUUUAACAAAUUGUACAUGUAAGGUAUAUUUAUUUAAUGAACAUUGAACAGUGACAAAUUACAAUGUUGACAUUCAUGAAUGAACCGGUUUAUACAUUAUUUGUUGAAUAUACAUGAUUGUCUAUGUACAGUGUUAUCAGUCAUUAUCUGUUAAUGCACCUUGGCCAGAUCCAUGUCAAGGGAUUUAGUGGACUGAUGGAAAUGCCAAAGUGCAUUAAUGAGAAUGAAAAAGAAAUUGGGAAAACUUAUCAAUGCAUUAUUAUUGACAAAUCAGUUAUAUAUUGUAUAUGUAUUGGUUUUCAAUAGUAUAUACAUGUAUGCUUUGCUUGUUUGUUUUAUCAAGAGUCUUAAAAUCAGCCUUGGCGAUAUCCUAGUGGAUAUAUAUUAAUUCAAAGAUACAUAAUGUGUCUUUAAGGAAAGUUCAACUUACUGAAAUUUACCAAAAAUCCUUAAUAAAUUCAAUGUAUUGCUGUUAGAUAUCCAAAAUGUUGUUCAGAAAAAUACAGCUAAAAAAUUUAGGUAACAUUUUAAUUUAUGUAAAUUUGUAAAUGUACAUAUGCAUGUAUUGAUUAAUAGCAUGAAACAUGGAUGUACAUUUGUAUAUAAUGUUCUUAUGGUAUAAUAUUGUUUUAUUAUUUGGGAAAAAAUAAAUCAGAAUAAUGUUUAAUUCAUGAUUAUAAUGCACAUAUAUUUAGAUUAUGGUAUCGGUUCAUUCACUGUGUACAUUUUAUAAGAUUCUGAUUAUGUACACUGUAAACUUACAGCCCAGUUGUAUGAAUGAUGAUAUUCUGUUGGAUAUACAUGGCUAGAACAUGCAGUGUGAUUAGUUCUAUCAAACAUCAGCAGUGGGGUAUCCCAAGGAUAUCAACAAAAUGGUUUCAUUAUUGAAUUACUGUAUAGUAAUUUACAUAAUAUUAAUUCCCUGGGAAUACCCCACAGCUAGUGUAAAGUGCAAAUGACUGCCUUUAUAUAAAUAAUCAAAGUUUGUUUCAGGGUUUCAUUUCAUAGUAAAAGAUUUAAAUCAGUGAGAAACUUAUAUAUCAGUUUCAUCAUAGUUAUAUUAAUAUUAAUAAAAUCUAAAUUAUUAUGCCCCUGGUUCAGUAUUUUGGACUUCGUCUACAAUGUAUGGUAUCUUAAGGUUGAUCAUGCUUAUGCACUUAACUAUAUAUCCUCUAUUCAUUACUGUUACUUUCACAUGUAUUUCUUCGGAACAUUAAGAUUUUAUGAAAAUCAUCAUAAACAUGUAUCAUACAAUCAUAUGUAUUGGUAAUUUGAUCUGUUUAAUAGGACAUGCAUGUCUUCACAUAAUUAAACAUUUAAUUUAGGCUGAGUCCUUCUCAUCUAUUUGGGUUGUGGAACACACUAUACAAACACACCUUAUAUUAACUCAGUGACUCUUUUCAAGUUUUCAAUUCAUGCUUUCAAAGAGGGUAAUUCUGGUUUCCAGACUGAUAUAUGUUAAUUAAGUUGAUAAUAUUAUAUGUAUUUAUUUCUAGCUACUUCUGCUACAUAGGAAUUUACAUCUUUCAUAAGUUCAAAUAUCUAAGUUAAUUACAUCCAUAUCCAUUUGUAUUUUUAUCAUUUUUAUUUUGUUUUCAGUUCUUGUGUAGUGUUUUUACUUGGUACCCAGUUUGGCUUGGUACUCGAUAAUAGGCUUUAAGUCCAAAUAAUAAUUAUAUACCGGUAUGAAUAAAAAAUUACCAAAGCAAAUCCUGUUACAGUAAUAAUAUCCAUGUAUUUUAUAGCUCGAAAACAAUGAGUUGAAUCCAGACUUCUUUAGCUUCAUGCUAAGCACUUUGUCAGAAGCUUUCAGAGUAGUGAAGAUUCCAAUGAGAUUUUAUAUUUAAAACAUUGUCAACUCUUGAGUAUAACUAACAUAAACUCUUGAUUUGUCUUCCAGUUGUACAGUUAAUCCUUUAUCACCUGGCCUGCCUGAAACUACUGCUCUCUGUAGUGUCUCAAACUUUCUGAGUCACGUGUAUAGCUGUGAAUUAUGUAAGGACUAUGAACAGUAGCUUCAGGCAGUUUCGAAAAUACUGAAUGUAUAAAAGAUCAUGUUCCUCUAUUUGGACCAGAAACUGGUUCCUAAGUGCUACUUGUCUUGUAUUUCAUCUUGGGGUGGUGCUCUUCGCAAAAAAAGCCUAUGGCUCUGCCCAUUCAAGUAUGAUAAACAUGAAACUUGGCAUGCUUGUUCCUUAGACAUUUGUGAAUCGCUUGUCUGACUUUGAUUUUUGAUAUGAUGUCACAGUUUGAAGAUGGCGGCUAUGACGUUUUCGGUACCUGGUCGAUAUAGUACUAUCUGGGGUAGUCAGUAUUUACGUGUACCAGGUAGUAAAGGUUUAUGGCUACUUGAAAUUACGAUAAAUAUUUUCUUGAAAGAUAAGAAAUUAUUUAGAUCAGACUUGUUUUAGUUUUGUUGAAUGAAUUUAAAUAUGAACACAUUGUAUUUUAUGUUUUUAAUUAUGGGGAGGGGGGACUGUGUGAGUAAUUUGUAUAUAAUUAUUAUGUAAAUAAAAUUGUACAUUUCUUCUGCUGUAAAUAAACAUGUUAAAUCUUUUCAAA
This is a messenger RNA of Patella vulgata (common limpet), 4003 nucleotides long. RefSeq names its product syntaxin-5. The record is from RefSeq and is a predicted model, not a curated record. Gene Ontology annotation, molecular function: SNAP receptor activity; SNARE binding. Gene Ontology annotation, cellular component: Golgi membrane; SNARE complex; endomembrane system. NCBI's taxonomy places the organism in Eukaryota, Metazoa, Mollusca, Gastropoda, Patellidae. The transcript has a single exon. Gene Ontology annotation, biological process: endoplasmic reticulum to Golgi vesicle-mediated transport; vesicle fusion; intracellular protein transport. Bases 374 to 1435 code for a protein of 353 amino acids.